Sorex fumeus (smoky shrew) is the source of this 2763-nucleotide messenger RNA. RefSeq names its product BEN domain containing 2 (gene BEND2). The record is from RefSeq and is a predicted model, not a curated record. Gene Ontology annotation, molecular function: DNA binding. The coding region runs from base 1 to 2361 and encodes 786 amino acids. The transcript has 17 exons. Lineage: Eukaryota; Metazoa; Chordata; Mammalia; Eulipotyphla; Soricidae.
AUGCCGGUGCCUGUGAGCUGCGAUUACAUCAUUGUGACUAUUGAGGAUAGUGAUGUCGAUACCACUGACGAUGAGGAUGAGGAUAUUAUAAUAGUAGAAGAAUCUGAAGAAGAUUCUGUUUCUGAAGUUGAUGACUUUAUGGCUGUACAACCAGCUUCUCAAGAAUUUGAAAGAUAUGAAGUGAUAGGCAACCAGCUAGUUCCAAUAAGGGACACAACAUUUAAAGCAAGAACUUACACCAUUUUGGAGGAAGGGGCAUAUAUCCCAUUGCAGAAGAGACGGCGACUCUCUAAUUCAGGGGAGAAUACUCAGCAUUUGGGAGAAAUGAUUGAAAACACGAACAGACAGGUUUAUCAACUUUGUGGACUUGUCUCAAAUAUGCAGCGCAUUCUGGAGACCCCAUUGCAGAGCAAUGAAAAUGGUUACUUCUUGAUACCAGUGGACAUACGGAACAGAAGUGACAGUGGAAGCACUGUGAGAGCAUCUAUUCUGCUAGAUAGACUGAUCCUCAUGGAAAACUCAGAAAUACCCCGAAUAAUCUCCACACGCUCACUGGCACAGCAGUUAGGAUCAGAUGCAUCAGAAGUCACCCCUAGGACUAUGAAUUGCGGUACUUUGCUGGUAAAUCGCAGUGAACAACCUUCAUCAUCUGGUGGUGUCCCAUCCAAUUGUGUUGAAAAAUUCAUACUGGUUGAAAUGCCAGAAAUAUCAGAAAGCACACUGGAAGAAAGACUUAAGACAAUUAAUUCCUCAACAUUAGUGGGAAAUGAUGGUGGCGAAUCCUCAUCUGGUGGGAUCCCACCCAAUUUUGAUGCUGAAAAAUUAAUACUUAUUGAAGUGCCAGGAAACAGAGAAAGCGGCCUGGAAAACAAUUCUGAGAAAACGUAUUAUCCAGCUUUAUUGGGAAAUAUCAAUAACCCUCGUGCUGACACUUCAUCUAUCUCCAUUCCACCCAAUUGUGCAUUAGAAAAAGUUAUACUUGUAGAUGAGCAGACAAAUGUAGAAUCCAGUGUGCAAGAGAGUUCCCAGCCUCCGAGUCAGCCAACUGCUUCGAGUACCCCACAGCCUACCUGCUAUAUCUCGGUCAUGCCCAAUUUGGAGGUGGUGGUCAAAACAGAAAACGGCGUACAGAAGAACACUCAGGUGGUGAAUUGCCCAUUUUUCUUGGAAAAUAGGAGUGGUCAAGAUAUUUCGUGCUUUUUCUUGCCUGCCAAUUUUGAGUUGAAACCAGAAACAAGUCAGUCAACUUUAAGGAAAACUAAUGUUGCUGGUGCUGCAGAGGCUAAUUCAGAGUCUUUGGUCUCCACUGAAAGUGCUGAAAUAAUAAAAAUAGAAGACGAUGAAAACCUCCCUGGGACAUCAAAACAGCCAACUACACCAGGAGAUGACAAUGAUCAAGGUUCUGCCGUAACAUCUUACAUUACUACAUCCUUUUUGGCUUAUCUUGGUGAUCCAAAAAGAAAUGUCAGGAUACUUAGUCACCAUUUGGCAAUUGCACAACAGAAGAGCAGUCCUGAGCAUGCAAUCUGCUACCUGGUUGGCAUUGUGUUCUCAAAGGAAAUCAUGGCUUACAGUUCAUCAGAAACCAAAUAUAACCAACCCCUGGAUUCAAACAAAGUGGCUGCAAUCAGAGAAUAUGUGGCAACUGUUUUUCCUAACUAUGACUUGUGUGAAGGUGGAGAACACUGGAAAAACUGCUUUUCUGAUAUUAGAUCUCUGAUGACCUGUAUUUGUUCUGAAGCCAAAGCAUUAACUGAUCCUGCUGACAACAGUCAAGACCUUACUACACUCCUGUCUGCAGCAAUGAGCGAAAGAGAUGAUCCUGGUGAAAGCAGUUCCCAGAUGUUUCAGCCAGCACCUGCCUCACAAAGAAAGAGAAAAAUUCCUCAGUACACAGCUGUUGUUAUUGGAGAAACGAGUGGAAAUUCCAAUGGUAGUACAGUGACAUUGUCUGAAGUGUUCGGUUAUUUUGGAAAUCCAUGUAGAAACAUACUGAUGUCGAUUGAAGUUAUGACUGUAGCAAAGAACAAGCCUCGUCCAGAGCUGUCAGCCAGAUACCUUAUUCGCAGGCUGUUCUCAGAGGAGGUCCUGAUAAGAAGCAAUGUCUACGGCCAUGUGACUCUUGGCAUAAAUCCCCUUAAUGCCAAUAAGAUUGGUGCUCUUCGAGAGUUUCUCCAGGAGGCCUUCCCAUAUCGUGACCUAUCAGAAAGUGGAAGUGACUGGAAGUCAUGUGUGACCGCUAUCAAUAGCUGUAUUCGUAGUCUCAGACAUGACUGCAGGAAGGGCAAAAUCAAGUUGACUACGGAAACGAUGCCAAUAGAAGAGGCCAGAGAUUCUGACUCGAGUGAUGAAAGCUCUUAAAUGUCAAUCAUUCAGAUUUUCCUUUAAACUCUAACAUCAUUCUUAAGAUUUCUAAGUUGUUAUUUUAAAAUUAUCUGGUUGUAAUAGUGAUACAGUUCUGUAUUUACACUUGGAGAAUUAGUCACUUUUCUGCCAACAGUAAGGCAGAAUUGCAUUAGGAAGACAUGUUAUGCUUUAUCUCUUGAGCAAAAUUAUAGACACUGUUCUGAUGAGCACUUACUUUUAAAGGAGUUUUUAGGGCUUUAGUACCCAUAAGUUUUCAUACCUCUUUUUAAUGUUGGAUGAAAAUAAUAUGUUUAUCUCUCAGUGCCAGAUGAAAUCUGAGCAUCAGUGAAGCAUAUAUGUGUAAUUGGAUAGUCAAGCCAUAAUCUUUUGUGAACUUUGAUUAUUUGUCAAGUGAAU